AUGCAAAUGUCACUACCUCUCGUCCUACUCGCGGGCUUGAGCCUAGCCGAGGCCGCGAUCACGCUGACCAGCAACGGCUGCGUCGAUACCCUGGGAUUCGAGCAGUGCGCCAAGGCCGCCAGUGACAUGGCCUCGGCGUGCAUCAGCAAGGCUGAUAGCGACCGUAGCCAGACCGAGACCAUCGCCUGCGGCUGCGCCCAGUACCAGGCCAACUACAACUGCUAUGUGACGCACUGCUGGAACCGAGUCUGGGAGUGCGAGUACCAGGAGUACCUCGUUGAAUAUCUCAAGCAGUGCCCCAUCGCAAAGACCCCCUUGCCUUAUUUCCCUAUCCCGGACAAUGUCCAGGAUAGCUGCUCAUGUAAUGUCGGCAAGAUUUACAAUGCCUUCAUCGAUGCCAUCGACAAGUCCAACACCUGCAUAUCCAAGGCCGGUGCCGGAAGCAACGCCUUCACCACCAUGGAGGCUUGCAAGUGCUGCAUGGUCAGCGAGACGCUCUCUACUGCAAUUCUUUUGCUUCCGCUCAGUAUCUACGGCACAUGUCCCACAACGAACCAAGAUCUUGUCGGUCUCACUAUUGUCGAAAACCAAGAGAAGCUGUACAAUAUGAACUUCAACGAGUGUGCAUCCCUGUUGUCGAAGUACAACUGCGUCAGCGAUCUCGGCUUUUCCUCCGUCCCAGGAGACAAGUACCUCGGACCGAACGAUAUUCCCGCCAAGGGCACCAACAGCUUGACCAACGGGGCCGGCACGGUGACCGCACCCGCCAGCGGAACUGUCUUUACGUACACCGACCUGGCCAACAAGUCAGUCUACACCGUGACAGCAGCUAGUGCUGGGAGUGGCGGUAGAUCGGGUUCGAAGACGACAGGCGGCUCAGACUCAGGUGCUGGCCCGACGGUUCAAUCAUCUGCGUCAGGCGGCCAAGCGUCCCAGACAACAUCGUCAAAGAACAGUGGUGUGUCUGUAAUGGCGCGGAAGGGGCUUGUUGCCUCUGGUCUGGUAGUCUCAUUGUUCAUGCUCGACAUUGCGUAG
Thyridium curvatum is the source of this 1035-nucleotide messenger RNA. RefSeq lists its product as uncharacterized. The record is from RefSeq and is a predicted model, not a curated record. NCBI's taxonomy places the organism in Eukaryota, Fungi, Ascomycota, Sordariomycetes, Thyridiales, Thyridiaceae. The transcript is spliced from 2 exons. Bases 1 to 1035 code for a protein of 344 amino acids.